Molecule: messenger RNA, 3695 nt
Organism: Bactrocera oleae (olive fruit fly)
Lineage: Eukaryota; Metazoa; Arthropoda; Insecta; Diptera; Tephritidae
Source: RefSeq, a predicted model, not a curated record
AUUUGGUGUUACAAGAGUGUAGUACUGAAUUAGACUCUUAAAAGUAAUGGCAUUAAGAUUAAAGUUCUAUCGAACCUAUCGUUUUUCUUAACAACAUCGACUUUCCUCUUUAGAAAUUUAUAGAUUGUUGGUAUCAGAAAAUUUUCUCUGCUUUGACUUGGCGAUUAAUAGCUCUAUUGAUUUAUACAUAUUAACGACCAAGUAGAUAUUAUGCAUACAUACAUAUAAAGUUAACGUACGAAGGGAAAACAAUAAAUUGUCUAAACUGCCAAUAAAUAUCGGAAAGGAUGUGCGUGCGAAAAUCUGUAGCGUGAGCAUAUGUAUGCCUGCGGGUGGCUAAUUGCAAUGAAUGCAUAAAUAUAUAAGGACUUCGUUUUGCGCUUUUCCCCAUGCGUGACCUACUUCGACUGUUUGAUUUUGCCGUUAAUUUCGCUGGUUUCAUUGGUUUGCAUUGCGUGAGGUUAUUUCAAUAGUUAGAGUACUUGCUAAGCGUUAGUUUGAUUUUGUUCGUGGCGGCACUAUGUUUGCCAAAAAAAUAACGAAAGCCGAGCGAGAGGUUUUGAGGACGCAACGACGCGAGACGCAGUUGAUAACAGCGCGGGCGAGGGCGAAUAAAAGCUUUAUUUAUGUGGUGAAUCCGCCAGAAAUUCCACGUGUUGCCUUCGGAUCUUGCAUGGAGCGCAUUACGCUGCCUAUAUCAGGACCGGGCCUAUCGUCAUUUAUGCGCAAAAUACAAGGUGAAGUGCGUGAUUUUCCCGGCCCUUUCGAGUAUGUGCACACUAAGGAAGCUUUAGAUAAGAAAUAUCCAUCUGCAUAUGGCUACUCAUCGUUUGUUAGUAAAUUGCCGCGCCUACCGCCCACUGAUAUGUCACGCUUUCCCCCAAUUGGCGCCUAUAAUGUCGAACCGAAGAAGAAAAUCAAACAAGCCGCGCGCCCAUUCAAUAUUGGAACGAAACGUGUUCAAAUAAAGAAGCUCGUAACACCAUGUCCAGCCGAUUAUGCGGCCGACCAACCUCCAGCCAGUCUUAAGGUAUGUUCUGCGUUCGGUUCGCGACGCAUAAUUUGGCCAGCUGUUGCCGUUAUUUGCACACCCGUGAAUAUCGCAAAAUGUUCCAAAUGCAAUAAAACUCCGGUCGGCGAUUAUUUCCAUCAAUUCCAAUUGAAUUUGGAUAUGUGUCGACGUUGCAUGAAUAAGCAGUUGAAAAUGUUGAAGCGCUGCUCCACCGAUCUCUUCUAUCGUGCACGCAUGCGCACCGAAUUGAGUCUAUAUCAACCGGUAAGGUACUGUGACUUCUUUCACGAUCAUCAGGGUACGACGGCAGCGAUACAACAUAUGCCCACAUCGACAUUGCGGUAUAAAAUCAAAACGGAAAACUAUAUUUACAUGUUUAAGAAGCGCUGAUGUGUGGUGUAACGAAACAGAGUUCUAUACUAUGUACAUACAUAUAUAUAUACUCGUAUAGAUAGAUCUUAAUCUUUUAUAAAGAAUUUGGAAGAAAGCUCUAUAUGGCAAUAAAGACAUUUUAGUGCUUUAUAAAUGCAACACAAUUGAUGGGUUGUUUUCUAAAACUAGUUAUAAAUAUUUGAGAAAAAAGCUCUGAAAUAUGAAAGCUCUCUCAAAAAGCUUUUUGAAUACUAAAGUUAUCCAAUUUUGUUGUGAAUAACUAUCAUCUCAGAAGUAUAUCUAACUGAAAGCACAAAAGGAAACCUCUUUUAACAAGCUGUUGAAAAGCUCCAUACAAUAUCCGAAGGCAACAUGUGAAGAGUUGUCAUCUCAGAAGUAUAUCCAACUGAAAGCACAAAAUGAGUAAGAGCUUUGAAAAAUGAAAGCUUUUCCUGUGAGCUUUUGAAAAGCUUCAUGCGAUAUUUGAAGGCAACACGUGUAUAAUUCUCAUCACAGAAGCAUUUUCAACUGACAUAAAAAGGGUGGAAGCUCAAGUAUCAAAACUAAGCGCUGAAGAUUAGUUUUUACAUCUUUAAACUCUUUAAUAUGAAACAGUUUUUCCUAAUAUAUUUUAAGUCGAUCUUUAUAGCAUCUGACAGCAUUAAAGGGUUAGUGUAUAAUAAGUGCACAAUAUAAAAGAAAAGUUAAUCAUAAAUCAAAAAAAUUUAAAAAUAAAAUUUGUGAGAUUUUCAACUUAAAAUGCAAAUAUCUCGAAAACUAUAAGCUAAUAAUUAUAUAUUCGUGAUCUGGAGAAUCUCCUCUAUCCAAAAAUACCCCUCUUAACCGUAAAAUCGUGGGAUGCUAAACUUAAGCCGACCCUAUUAAAGCUCCAAAGAAGUGAAAACGCUACAAUGUUAGCGUAUAUAAUUUGCCAUUCUAUAUAUCUGGCAACGCAAAACAAAUCAACUACAAUGCGUCAAUAUUCAAAAUUAAUUUUGAAUUGUGUUUUCGUUUGUUUAGCUUAAAAGAAAUUUGUCUGCAUUUUUUUCUAUUAUUUGGCCAUACAAAUUUCACACAUAUUUGGAUCAGAUAUUUUUCUCAAUUCAGGCGAAAAUUAGAGUGAUUUUAUAAACUUUCAAUGUUCUCGGCGGAAGCAGCACUAGAACUAGAAAACGGAAUAAAUGAUUUUCCUUAUGUCGUCGCUGAGUUUAAAAAGCCCGAAAUCGCUUUCGGUUCCGGCAUGGAACGUUUUACAAGCAAAUCGACUCCCGAUAAAAGAAGAAGAGCAAGAGUUAAAUUCAUUAUACGUGAACAACUUCAGAGACCAUCUUAUAAAUAUGGCUUAUUACACAAUUUUAUGCAAUUUAGUACCCCUCAAAGCGUGGUUAUAGCGCUAUGGCUAAUCGUUCGCCGCGCUUCAAGUUACCACCCGAAUCACAAUAUCCCGCACCGAAUGCCUACGAUUACGUGAAGCCAGAAACAGCUGUAAAAAUAAGUUAUCCAUUUAAUGCCAGCGAUGCUAGGUCUAAGCUGCCAUACAAGCACAUCGGACCAGCACCCUGCGAUUACUAUCGGUAUCGACGACGCGUCGAGCCAGUUGAUAUGGCAUUCGGUAAGCAGCGUUACGUAAUACCAGGCUACGCAGUCUUCUGUGGCGCUGAAAACAAGUCGAAGUGUUUUAAAUGCCAAACUCAGCCAGUGGGCGAUUAUUAUCACAAUUUUGCCGUACAUUUAGAUCUUUGUCGGCCAUGUAUGAAUGCCGAAUUAGAAGAGUUGAAUAAUUGUAGGUAUGAUCGUUUGAAACGUUCGAGCCGGCUGCGUGAAUUGGGUAAAUUCAAGCCGGCGCGUUGGUGCCAUUUCUAUCACAAGCAUUACUCUGGCAACUUAGCGGUGAACAAAUAUUCGCGCAGCACUUUGCGUUUGAAAAAUAGGGUUGAAAACUACUUGCAGUCAUACGAUACGCUACAGAAAUGGUAUGUGCAAUAUUGAAGAUCGGCUAUACCUCGAGGCAUAAAGUUCGAAAAGGCAACGUAAAUUAAAAAAACAAAUUUUAAGUACAAAAAAAGAAACUUAAAUGCGAGUACAUAUAUAAAAAAUUGCAAGAAAAAUAUUAAAAUGAAAUUAAAGUUAAAAAAUAUAUAUAAAAAAUUCUUAAAGUUAUGGUUAAAAAAUAAAAAAAGUUACAAGUAUUGUUAAAAAAUUCCAAAAAAAUAAGAGAAUAUUAAACUGUGUCUUUGACGGCCUAAAAUGUAAUCUCACAUCAUACUCAAAAAAGAAGAAAUAAAUUUAUUGCAAAUCAAUGAAAACGCUA